AUGGAUAUGAAGAUUCUGGUUCCUUUGCUCCAGACAGUGGACAGUGCUUUUCCGACUGGCGGCUUCUCCCACAGUCUGGGACUUGAGGCAUUCAUUCAACACACUGGCACUUGGAGAUGUGCCAAAAACCUUGGGAUUCUGAAACACGCAUUUGUCUGCAUACUGGAAAAUUCAGGAUCUCUAAGUCUUCCAUUUGUGAGAGCAGCUCACAGUGCCAUAGUUAACAGGAAUGUUAUAAAAAGUGAGCAGACGGAACACCAUACUUUGGUCCAGCUGGACAAAAUAUGUGAGGCCUACACCACAAACCACAUCGCCAGGAGAGCCAGCACCAGACAAGGUAAAUCAUUCCUUGAAGUGGCAUGCUUCACCUACAGCUACCUGGCUCAACAGCUCAGUUCUGCUAUAGUAGACUUGCCACAUUGUCAUUUGCCAGUUGUGUAUGGAGCUAUUUUGGCCGGACUUGGUGUGGAUGAGAAUACUACCCUGGCCACCUUCAUGUACUGUGUGGUGAGGUCGAUGAUUGCAACGGCUGUGAGGCUGGAUGUACUUGGUGCCAUGGAGGGUCAGAAAGUUCAGUUCAACCUCCAGCAACUGAUCCCAGAAAUCCUGGACAGAAAUAGAACAAGGUCAGUGGAAAACGCCUGCAUGAAAUUUCCAGUCAUCGAUGUUCUACAGAACACCCAGGAUACUUUGUUCUCUAAAUUAUUCUACUCAUGA
This is a messenger RNA of Candidula unifasciata, 717 nucleotides long. NCBI's taxonomy places the organism in Eukaryota, Metazoa, Mollusca, Gastropoda, Stylommatophora, Geomitridae. The record is from the annotation of a GenBank genome assembly.